AUGCUUCCUUCAGACGUUAGCCCCGCCCUCCGCAUCGCGCAGGUGGCCGCCAGCAUCUUCUUCUGCUUCCAUGUCGCGGGUCUCGUCUUUGGAUUUGCUGCACUCAAGCCGGUGCUCAUCGCUUCGGGAGUGUACUCUGACCUGUGCGGCGACGACUCGACAUGUCCCGAGCAAGACACGAAACUAAACUUGCUAUUCUGCGCAUCGCUCCCCGUCGGCUGGUUCCUUGACACUAUUGGCCCGCAGUACUCGGCCAUUACGGGUGCAGCCGUCUUUGCUGCGGGCACACUGACUUUUGGUGUCGGCUAUGUGGGGACAUGUGGGUUUGCAAGUGACCAGAGAGACAAUGCUGACGGCAGGGAUGGACACGUACAUGCUGUAGGGGCUACUUCCUCAUGGCUCUUGGUGCACCGGCACUCUUCCUGGCCCAGUUCCAUCGUGAGUAGCCCUCCCACUGCGCACCUUAUUAACAGACAAGUCUCCAAUACCUUCCCUUCCCGUUCUGGUCUGGUGCUGGGCUCAAUCACUGGUGCGUUCGACGCCAGCUCGUUCCCACUGGUAGGCCUCAAGCAAGUGUUUUUCAAGUUUGGUACGCCAAGCAUCCACACAUUCUUCACGGCCUAUGUUGUUUUCCCCAUUCUCAUGAUCAUCCAGCAGCUCACGUUUGCCCCGAGGGAGCUGUAUGAGCGUGUGGCAGAAGGCCUCGAUGGAGGAGACAACACGCCUCCCAGCCUUGCCGAGCCCGUUUCUCCACGCACCGUCAUCCACCCGCUGCCAUCUGUGGGCGAGGACGACAACGAAGUCACCCCUACGCCGGCCUCGCGCCGCCGAGUCUCCCGCCAGCCCUCGUACCACGACGAAGGCGACAGCCACAUCCACUUCAAUUCGUCGACUUUUUCGCGCAUGUCAGCGUUUGACCGCACGCACGCGUCCCGCUCGCGCCGCAUGAGCUCGUCGUUCAGCCGCAUUGCGUACAAUGUCGCUGAUGACGAGGGCGACGAGGCGCUCGCUGUCGAGUUGGAGAAGAAGGUCCGCGAUCCCGUCGUCGGUGUCAUGUACGGCCGCCCGGCCAAAGAGCAGGUGACAAGCAGAUGGUUCUGGGUAAUGCUAUUCAGCCUUGUCGUGCACAUGACCCGCAUCAACUGGUACCUCGCAACUGUUUACACACAGCUCGUGUUCUACACCCAGGACGAGGAGCUCGCAGACAAGCUUACGGAUGCAUUCACCGUACUCCUUCCGCUCGCGGGCAUCGCCAUGAUUCCGGCUGUGGGGUGGCUACUGGACAACCGCCCAGCGAGAGACGUCGCGUUGACCAUGUGCGUGCUUGGAUUCGGGUUUGGCGUGUGCACACUUCUUCCUGCCACACCUGCCCAGCUCGUCGGCAUCGCGUGUCUCGUGUGCUUCCGGCCGCUGUUCUACACUGCCAUCAGCGACUAUGCGGCCAAGGCGUUUGGCUUUGAGACGUUUGGCACGGUGUACGGCCUGGCCAUGACCGUUUCGGGCGGCAUCGGUGUCGUGCUCAACCCGCUCGACCGCCUGGUCAAGGGCAAGCUCGACGGCGACUAUACUCCCAUCAACGUGGUGCUUCUUGUGCUGGGGUUCGUCUCCACUCUGAUGCUCGCAUACCAGUGCAGCCCACGUUCUGUCAAGCUGGACGAGGACAGGGAGGAUCCGCAGCAGUAG
Molecule: messenger RNA, 1683 nt
Organism: Apiotrichum porosum
Lineage: Eukaryota; Fungi; Basidiomycota; Tremellomycetes; Trichosporonales; Trichosporonaceae
Exons: 11
Coding region: 1-1683 (560 amino acids)
Biological process (GO): transmembrane transport
Cellular component (GO): fungal-type vacuole membrane
Molecular function (GO): transmembrane transporter activity
Source: RefSeq, a predicted model, not a curated record